CCGUUGCGGUCAAAUGGGCAAGGUCCCAAACCCCUGUCCAAUUGUUUAUGUAUGUACACUGCGAGUGCUACUCACCCGCUUUCCAUCUCCACUGCCGAUUUUCCAUCGAUCAACAAGCCAAAACGCGGAACCCAGCGUCGUCUUCCUCUCUCCUCUCGACAAGCCUACAUUUCGCUCGAGAUACACGUACCGAGUGCACCGCUAGGAUUUACAUCGCAAACCCUCUCUCCAUCGCGUCGCAGUUGGGCUGCAGAUACUACCAGUUGAUCGCUACCUUCCGCUCUCGCGAAUGAGCCUCAGCAUAUACGCGAACCAAGAAAACUAGCCACAACACGCCCCUGACGUCCUCUUCCCCGCGCCGGGACCGAUUAGACCCCCCCGAAGGUUUGCCCCACGACGCCCUCACCUCUAGAGCCUAGAGCGGGGCAUCGUGAUAGCCGGCAACAUGUCAUCGCCAGAGCAGAUGGGCAUCGACACUAGCCGCCGCAACCGGAUCCCGCGGCCAUUGACGGAGGAUGAGCGUGCGCGCCUUGAAGAGUUUAUAGACUCGAUACAUUACUCCACCAGAUACUCGGAUAACGAGUUCGAGUACCGACACGUACAACUUCCCAAGGCGAUGUUAAAAGUUAUUCCCGCGGAAUAUCACGAUAAGUCGAAAGGCACUCUGAAGCUCUUGUGGGAGGAAGAGUGGCGGGGGAUGGGGAUCACACAGAGCUUGGGCUGGGAACACUAUGAGGUCCAUGAGCCGGAGCCCCAUAUUCUGUUAUUUAAACGUCCGCUGAACUAUCAGCCCCCGCAGUGAAGCGCGUGGCGAGUAAGAGAAGGAAGCUUCUUGGACCGAUUCUGUACUGCAUUUUGCAUUACCAUAACACGACUGCAUAGCGACCGUCAAAUUUUACUGUAUGCAAUGCACGAAUCCGGGGCCAGUUGACACCGAGUCUCGUCGCUCGGCCUGUUUCGACCCCGCCCGACGACCGACCGGUUAAUGAAUCCGUGCCAUCAUGAGCCGGCGCAGUCGGGUCGAGACAGUUUGGGCGGUCAGCCACACAACGUGGGGAGGGGAAGCCGUGGGCGAAGCGCUGCAAGCGCCGACUGAAUGGCGCAGGACGUUGUUGAGAUAAGCGCAUCCGGACAAGGAGAACUACUAGGGUUCGAGGCAGUUGAUCCGCGGUGCUUGCCAUUGUUGAUUAAUACAUUGUACUGGAUGAACAAAUUAUUAACACCACCAGUCCGACCACACCCUGCAUGCCAAGUUUGAUGGUUUGGGAUGAA
Molecule: messenger RNA, 1272 nt
Organism: Chaetomium strumarium
Lineage: Eukaryota; Fungi; Ascomycota; Sordariomycetes; Sordariales; Chaetomiaceae
Product: regulatory subunit of cyclin-dependent kinase
Exons: 4
Coding region: 446-802 (118 amino acids)
Biological process (GO): regulation of mitotic cell cycle
Cellular component (GO): SCF ubiquitin ligase complex; cyclin-dependent protein kinase holoenzyme complex
Molecular function (GO): histone binding; ubiquitin binding; cyclin-dependent protein serine/threonine kinase activator activity
Source: RefSeq, a predicted model, not a curated record